AUGUCAUCACAGAAGAUCAUUGGGAUCGAAGCAAAGAAUGGCAGCAUGAAGAAUACAAUGAGGAAUGAGAUGGAAAAACAGGGUUUACGGGCACCUGAAACUCCUACAGAACCUGAUCUUACGAGAGAACCCAUAAUAGAUGUUGGCUGCUAUUUACCUGAUGGAUUGAUUCACGAUGAAUUGGAAGGUGAUGACGUUAAACUUGAUACAUCAUCUCCUUCAAAGAAAAGAAAGAACAAUCAGGGAGAUGCAACUAAGAAGAAGAUAUAUCGUCCUAAAGUGAUAUCUCAAACAACCAAGAGAAUGUAUAAAUCUCCCUCCAAAAGCAGUAACACUCCAAAACCUUCAACUCCAAAACCGAAAAGGAGUUAUGUAAGAAAAGGUCCUUCAUGCCAACGAACGUUGUUCGCUGAAGAGGAAGUUUCUCUACCAUUUUUGAAAAAUUUCAAUGCCUUGAAAGUUGAACAAGGUGGAACUGAGAGUUCAAUCUUUAAGAAUGAAUCAGGCAUUGAGUAUAAUUCUCUGCAAAGUUAUCAUGGAAUGACAUCUUUGUCAUGUCUCUGUCUAGUACAGAGCAGAUUAAUUGGUCCAAAUUUUUCAAAAAUGUGUAAGAAGAAAAGAAUUGUUAGAAAAAAGCCUCGUUUAGAAAAGUUCUUGAUCCCUUUUGUGAAAGGGCAGAGAUCAAAAGGUUUCAUCAGGAAGAAAAGAUGUUGGAUAGCUUUCAAUUCAGAUGGCAACACUAUCAUCAAGAGAAAAAUGAGAUUAAUAAUCAACAAAAUUCGAUCUAUGAAGAAAAAGAGAGCUCGAAAAAAUACAAAGAAGCUGGUUGUCUACAAAGAAUCGGGAGAAUUAGUUGUUUAUAAAAGACCUUCCAUGACUAUUGAUGUUCCACUUGAUGAAGAGACGUUAAGAGUGUGGGACUUACUUAAGAAUGAAAAAGGACAUGAGGAGAAUGAUGAGAUGAAGCGAAGAUAUUGGGAUGAGAUAAGAAAAAGGUAUCGUGACACGGUUGAGUCAUUCAUAUCUUGUAUGCAUCUUAUCCAAGGUGAUAGGCGUUUCUUACCAUGGAAAGGUUCAGUUAUGGAUUCUGUGGUUGGAGCUUUUCUAACUCAAAAUGUGUCUGACCAUUUGUCAAGCUCUGCCUUCAUGUCACUUGCUGCAAAGUUCCCUAACAAAAGAACUAGCUCUGAAGAAAUAAGUGAGGAUCCGGAUACUCCUGAUACAGAAGAAUCGAUUACAAACAAUGUGGCCUUUUCUGACCCUAAAUUUGAUAAAGAAAAGGAAAAUAGCAAAGUUGAAGAAAUGGAAGCUCAAAAUGCCAAUGAUCAAUCUUCCAAAGUUGAUGAUAAGGGAAUUGAAAAUGAUUCUAAUAAGAAAAAGUCAACUGUUGCAAAGAAAAAUAAGAGUCAAGAGGAAAAAGAGAAGUUAUUGGAAAAGCAAAGACAUUGGGAUACACUAAGAAAAAUCCACACUAGAAGCACACGACAUAGUGAUCAUGUGAAUUCUGUUGAUUGGGAAGCAGUAAGAUGUGCACCAGCUAGUAAAUUUGCUAAAGCUAUUGCAUCUCGUGGCCAACACAACAUUAUUGCUGGAAGAAUACAGCGUUUACUCAAUGAGUUAAAGGAUUCAAAUGGAAGCGAGGAUUUAGAAUGGCUAAGAUAUGCUCCACCAAAGGAAGCAAAGGAAUAUCUAUUGAAUAUACAUGGACUGGGAUUGAAAAGUGUUGAAUGCAUACGGCUUUUAACACUUCAGCAUAUUGCUUUUCCAGUGGAUGUAAAUGUUGGAAGAAUUGUUGUACGUUUGGGGUGGGUUCCCCUCCAACCAUUACCUGAACCAAUUCAAAUACAUAAUUUAGAGGAGUUUCCAGAUUCCAACAAAAUUCAACAAUAUCUUUGGCCACGACUAUGCACUCUUGAUCAGCUUACAUUGUAUGAACUGCAUUAUCAGCUGAUAACUUUUGGAAAGGUGUUUUGCACAAAGAAAAACCCAAAUUGCAAUGCUUGUCCAAUGAGAAAUGAGUGCAAACAUUUUGCAAGUGCUUUUGCAAGUACAAAGCUUGCUUUACCUGAACCAACACCGGAUCAAAGACCAAGCGAUGAGAGUAUAGUAGUGACACCAAUGCAUCCUGAUAAUUCUUUCAAAUACUCUACUUUGCCAAGCAACUCUACACUACCGACAUUCAAUUCUGAGGUGAACAAAUCCUUAAUCACAGAAGAGGGUAAAGAAUGUGAGCCUAUCAUUGAGAUGCCAGCAUCACCAGAACCUGAAAGCAUGGAAUCUGUUGAAUUUGAUGUAAACAAUGAUCAAGAGUUUUACAAGGAAGUUGUUUGUGAGGACAUUGAGGACAUUGGGGACAUUCUAACAUUCAAGCUCAAUAAACUCGAAUCCUUGUCAAAAACAUAUUCUGAGGAGUCUGAGAAUGACAUGAACACAUCAACAGCUUUAGUUGCAUUCCAUGCAGAUGCUGCAAACAUUCCUGUACCAAAAAUGAAAAAUGUUAGUCGCUUGAAGACUGAGCGCCUAGUUUAUGUGCUUCCGGAUAAGCAUCCACUCCUAGCUGAGCGUACUCCACGAGAACCUGAUGAUCCUUCCCCCUAUCUCCUGCUUAUAUGGACAGCAGGAGAAUUAAGAUCAAAUGAAUCAACCAAUAACAACUCGCAAGAGGAAGUCAACACUCAAACAGGAGAAUUAGGAAGAUCAUGUGAAUCAACCAACAACAGCUACCAAGAGCAAGAUAACAGUCAAACAGUGGCUGGAAGUCUUUUGAUACCAUGUCGAACAGCAAUGGAAGGGCGUUUUCCACUAAACGGAACAUACUUUCAAGUUAACGAGGUGUUUGCUGAUUACGAUUCAAUGAUUCAGCCAAUCAAUGUUCCUAGAAAAUGGUUGUGGAAUCUAGAGAAAAGGAUAGUAUAUUUUGGAGCUGCGACAUCAUCGAUAAUGAAAGGUUUGUCACUGAAGCAAAUUCACGAUUGUUUCUGGAAAGGUUUUGUUUGCGUGAGAGCAAUUGAUCACACAAGAACUCCCCGCCAAUUAUUAGAUUCAGUGCAUCGCAAUACAACCGCCAAGUAUGGAAAGGGAAAAAAAGAUACAUUGUCGUGGAAGAGGUCGAGGUUGACACCAUGGAGGUCGUCUGCUCCUAGCUCUUCCCAUGCAACGUAUGCCUUCACAACCCUGGUCGAAGGUGACUCCAAUGGUACUGCCUUCUUAGCUGAUUUCACUCCUGAGGUGCUUCAACACUUGCAGACCCUGGUUGAUUGCUCUAAACCACCACCUGACAAGUUGUCUGGUAAGGCAUCUACUCCUAUUUCUUGGCUUAUUGAUAGUGACUCAUCUCAAGACAUGACUGAAAACCUUGCUUUUUUUACUAAUGUUCAUGAUAUAUCCCCUUGCAUUGUUGGCUUGCCAAAGGUGUUCGCACUCAUGCUGUUAAGAAUGGAAUGGUUCUUUUGA
Gastrolobium bilobum is the source of this 3453-nucleotide messenger RNA. Its product is annotated as transcriptional activator DEMETER-like. Gene Ontology annotation, biological process: DNA repair. NCBI's taxonomy places the organism in Eukaryota, Viridiplantae, Streptophyta, Magnoliopsida, Fabales, Fabaceae. The record is from RefSeq and is a predicted model, not a curated record. The transcript is spliced from 20 exons. Bases 1 to 3453 code for a protein of 1150 amino acids. Gene Ontology annotation, molecular function: 4 iron, 4 sulfur cluster binding; DNA demethylase activity; DNA N-glycosylase activity.